UAAUUAGAACUGGAGAUAUAAGCCGGUCAGUUUUUCAACUUUGACCCCUUAUAGAUCGGGUCCUUGCUUCAGCUCGAUCCAUGCCAUAGCGGGAAGUGUGGCACCUUUGAAAGUGGGGCACAUUUGAAAGUGGGGCACAUUUGAAAUUUGGAUUUUUUUGAGGCCGAUCCGAGGAUGUAAGAUUUUGCGAUGAUUACAAUAGGUGGGAUUGUUAAGAAUCUUACCUAUUCUUUCAUUCGACACUCUCCCUUACUCAUUCAGUUUGCAACUUUGUGUCGUGCUUGACUACUUUGGUGAGAUAAGAAUUUUCUCUAAACAAUUUACUCAGCAUGAAGAAGAAAGGGAAUAAACGCAAGUGGACUUUUGAUAAAGAGAGAAUUCUCCUUUCUUACUACAAAAUCCUGCCAGAAUUAUGGAAUCCUCACAUUCCUGAGUUCAGGGACAAUCGGAAAAAGAGCAUAAUUCGGAAUCAGAUUGCCUUAAAGUUAUCCAGUGUCUACCCAGAAUGUUCGAGCAUCUUCGAUCAAGACAAGGUACACCGGAGAUUCCUGACUUUAAGGAGGAAAUACAAAUAUCUGGUUGCAAGAGGUGAUGAUAGAGCUUCAGAAUGGAGACAUUUUAAAUAUUUUGUGUUUUUCGAUGGGAUCAUUGCCCAGACCGCCCCGAAUCAGGUGAUGCACUCAACCACAGCCGAAAUUCCCGCAAGGAUUGAAGAAUCCCUGACAAUAAGGAAUGUUGCAAGUGCAGUGGACUUCCAGGAACCUGACUUUGACACCAAAGUAAUUAUUGAGAUUUCAAGUGACGAAGAAAACUCUGUUCCUGCAACGGCUGAAUCUCCGAAGCCUUCCCAACCUUCACCAGAACCUGAAUCAUCGCAACCUGAUUCACCAUCUCUACAGCCGAUGCCAGCGAAACGACAAAGAACUUCCCGGUCCAUCUACAUAGAAUCAACCAUCAACUCACUAAAUUCAUCAAACACUCAGCAGCUUCCGGAAUCUUCCGGAGAACCGAAUCACAGCUUCUCAGGCAUUGCAGAUGAUGCCAGGAAGCUUGAGAAUCAGAAGUUUUGUGACUUCCUUGCGAGUCGAAUGAAUGGCAUGCCUCGGGAAAAUUCACGGGACUUCCUCUAUGAUAUCCUAGAUCUUCUAAAACAGAAGUACUAGGAAGGAAAAGGACCAAUAACAACUUUAGGGGGAAUCCUGAAUUACAAGGUCAAAAGAGGGCUAUAUUUUUUGUUACUGAUCAUUUUUCAUUUUUUUUACUGAUCAACUUGAAUAUUUUUACUGAUCGGUUCGAAAUUUUUACUGCUCAUCUAUAACUUUUUACUGAAAAUUUUUACUUGGCCAAGCUGAAAUACUGAUAAUUUCGAAUUAUUUACUGAUCAGAUUUAAUUUCUUACUGAACAGUUUCAACCUCUUUACUGCUCAUUUAUAUUUUCCCGUUAAUUUGAUCAAUUGCAUACCCUCACAUAUCGUUUAGCGGUUCACAACCCAUUUGAACCGAUGUACAAACCAGUCAAAAAAUCCCCCAAAAGACCUUGAUUUUUGGAUGAAAAUCACCUAUCGGUUCAUAACCGGUUUAUUACCGGAUCAUAACCAACAGAAACCAGUUCAAACUUAUCAGAAAUUCCAAGACCUUUCCAACGAGCCCAAACAUUACCCCAUUUAAUUGAGAAAAUACGCCCUGACCUUGAAAAAUCCUUGAUAACCUUGAAAAACCAUUAACCAUUUCUGUCAAUGUAUUAGAAAUAGUGAAUAUACAAUGUUCAUAUUUUAGAAUUGUUUCUCACAGAUCAAUAAAUGAUUUUCUUUGAAAGACAAA
This is a messenger RNA of Phlebotomus papatasi, 1821 nucleotides long. RefSeq lists its product as uncharacterized. Bases 330 to 1163 code for a protein of 277 amino acids. NCBI's taxonomy places the organism in Eukaryota, Metazoa, Arthropoda, Insecta, Diptera, Psychodidae. The transcript has 2 exons. The record is from RefSeq and is a predicted model, not a curated record.